Molecule: messenger RNA, 897 nt
Organism: Cladocopium goreaui
Lineage: Eukaryota; Dinophyceae; Suessiales; Symbiodiniaceae
Source: the annotation of a GenBank genome assembly
ACAGUUCGCCGCGGGGUGGACACUAAACAAACAUCAAAAGUCCACGACAUGCCGUCCAUCGUCAUCGGCGCACGCGACGAAGACGACGAGGAAAGUCCGGUCUUCGCAGCGCCUCCGGAGCCUCCGGUGCCAGUUCCAUCACUGCGGGUCCUCUUUGUAGACGAUGAUGUUUUGAACUCGUCACCUGACCCUCGGGCAAUGCGCUUGGAUGACGAGCCCUGCAGGGUGCUGCAAAGUUUGCUGGUUCGGACUGAUGCCAAAAUGGUCCUGACCAGCCACUGGAGACGGCACAAGGUGGACACAACACCUUUCAAUGCGGAUACGUCCAGGAAACCGGUCAUGGGGAGAGUUGCCAGGUAUGUUUCUUCAUGGUUCUUCCAUUUCGGAACGACAGAUUUGACAGGGCAGGGAUUGUUGCACUCUCUGAGCUGUUGUUUUGCCAGGAGGGACUUAGAAAUCUUGCAGUGGCUGAACACCCAUCGGCAGGAGGUGGCCGCAUGGUUCGUGUUGGACUCGCAGACCUUGCUGCAGCACCCGGGCCCGGCUGCGCGGCUGGAAGGCCACGUGCGCCAGGUGCAGGGCAGCCUCAGUGCCGCCGAUACUGCGGCAGCGGAGGCGGUGCUGGGAACGGCAGUGCCCACGCCCUUGGAUGGGCUGAAGAUGGAUGAAGAGUUGGUCUUCAAGAUGCAGGAUGUCAUGAUGCUGUUGUCUUCCUCGCCGCAGUUCCAUCCGCCGCCAAGAGCGACUGAAAACUCAAGUGCUGCGAGUGAGUUUGAUCGGCUUCUGCAAGAAGCGAAGCAACGCUUUCGCUGAUCUCUUGGCAUGCUGGCUCAAGCUUCUCAAAGGUGAGUUGGGCGAGGCAAAAUGCCUCCACAGCUACCAUUCGCAGAGACAAAA